Messenger RNA from Dichotomopilus funicola, 291 nucleotides. Its product is annotated as small nuclear ribonucleoprotein E. Gene Ontology annotation, biological process: mRNA splicing, via spliceosome; spliceosomal snRNP assembly. Gene Ontology annotation, cellular component: U4 snRNP; U2 snRNP; U1 snRNP. Bases 1 to 291 code for a protein of 96 amino acids. Gene Ontology annotation, molecular function: RNA binding. Lineage: Eukaryota; Fungi; Ascomycota; Sordariomycetes; Sordariales; Chaetomiaceae. The transcript has 4 exons. The record is from RefSeq and is a predicted model, not a curated record.
AUGACUGGAAGAGGUGGUGGCGGCGGUCGCCGUGUUCUUUUGCCCCCAAUCAACUUUCUCUUCCGUCUCCUGCAACAGCGCACGACGGUCCAGAUUUGGCUGUACGAGCAGUUAUCGAUUCGGAUAGUUGGAACUAUUCGGGGGUUCGAUGAGUUUAUGAAUCUUGUUAUCGACGACGCGGUUGAGGUCAAACAGAUUUCCAAGACAAACGAUACCGAGACAAGGCGACCAUUGGGGCAAAUUCUACUGAAGGGCGACAACGUUUCUCUCAUUCAAAGCGUGUCCGGAUGA